Molecule: messenger RNA, 2218 nt
Organism: Diachasmimorpha longicaudata
Lineage: Eukaryota; Metazoa; Arthropoda; Insecta; Hymenoptera; Braconidae
Product: repetitive organellar protein-like
Exons: 5
Coding region: 78-2165 (695 amino acids)
Biological process (GO): clustering of voltage-gated sodium channels; cilium assembly
Cellular component (GO): centriole
Source: RefSeq, a predicted model, not a curated record
AUGUUGUCUGAAGUCUUGAAAAAAGCCUCUGAAGCAUCAAACGUCGUCGAGAAGUUAAACUUAUUCAUUUUGGAGGGAUGAGAGAGAGUAAUUGGCUGGGAAUAAUGACUGGAACUGACAUUGAAGUCAUGGAAAGGACUGCUGCCGAGGAGACAAAGUCCAUUAUUCAGGAGUACGAAGCAAUUGUGGAGAGUCUUCAGGUGGACCUGAGGGACUGCAAGGAAGAACAAAUUCGUCUUCGGGGAGAGGUUGAGUCCCUCCAAAAGGAGAACCGAAUCACCGCAGAAGUAGCCAGAACAUCGUUCUCACAUUCCAACAACAUUGAGUACCCCAGGAGUCUCGAUGACAAAGAAUCAAUCGAUAAUCUCAAGAAACAAAUAUCCCUGGUGCAAUUGGAGAAGGACUCGAUGUUCCAACUCUGGCAGAUGGCCUUGAAGACAGUUGAGACCCUCGAGAACGAGAUAAAGGCCUCGCACAACGAUGUGACAGCCCACAGAUACUACGAAGAGCAAGUGAAUAAUGUCAAAGAGACGUACUCAGAGGCCAUCAAAGCACUGGAAUCAAAGUUAGUCCAAGCGAAAGAGAAUUUCAUCAAGCAUCAGGCGUUGUGGGAGUCCUGCAGGGAACGAGUGGACGUCCUCAACAGGGAAAAAUCUGAACUCGAGAGGACAAUUCAGAAUCUUCACAACGACCUCUUCAUCAAGGAGGAGACACACAAGAAAAUAUUGGAGAAACUUACAUCGAAUUUAGAAGAUAAAAAUAGGGAAUUGGAAGCCAACCAAAAUGCCCAACAGAAAUUGGAGACUGAAUUGAUUGAGACUCGAUGUUUAGCUACGAGGAUGGCGACUAAGGAUCAGGAAUCAAAAGCCAAAGUUGCAGAGGCUAUUGUUCUUGUGGAGACAGCGAUGAGGGAAAAAGAGAUGAUAAUGCAGAGAGAAACAGCUGCUUUGGAGGAGAAAUCGAAGCUGGAAUCUCAUUUGACGAAUAUUGCAGAAGAAUUUGCGAUGAAAUUGGAGAAAGAAUUGUUGCACUGUAAAGAGAGCUUUGAAAUGAAUUGUAAAAAAUACACAUUUGAGAUUAAGGAGCUGAAGUCAGAGUUGAGAGAGAAGGUGACACUUCUCGAUCGAGCCCACAGAGAAAUUCAAAUGCUGGAGGAGGAGAUGGAGAAGAGGAAACAUGGAAAUGAGGAUUAUCUGCAUCGCUCGUCCUCCAAAGUUCUUGAACUCGAACAGAAGCUGAAGAAUUCUGAGGAGAAAUUGAUUAUCUCUGAGGAGAUGAAUAAGAGAAAGUUCGAGGAGAAGAUGAAGACGUCUGAGAGUAGAAUUCUUGAGCUCGAGGAGAAACUUUCGAGUGUCAAUGACAGGUGGAGGAAGAGUCAGCUGUUUGGGGGCAGAGAGAUGGAGGAGAGAAUCAGGGAGGCUGAUGAGAGGGUGAAAGAGGCUAUGGAGAGGUACUCAGGGGUUGAGAAGAGACUCACGAGGGCUUUGGAUGAGAGGGAGAGUGUUGCUAGUGAAUUGAGGUCCCUGCAGAUAACUUUUGACAGGGAAAUCGCGAGGAGGGAGAACGAGAGGAGGUUACUCGAAGGGAGGAUCAGGGAGAUGCAGGAGGAUGUCAGGACUGCUAAUGAUGCAGCUGAGAAGGCUGGAUACAGAGCUAGUCAACUGAAUUUGCAGAUGGAGUUUUUGCAGAAGGAGCUGGAGGGACGAAAGAGUCAAAUAAUUGAUAAAAAUGAAGAUAUCGAGGCUGUUAUCAAAGACAAAUCAUCGAAUUUGAAUAUUCUACGAGAAAAAUACGAAGAUAAAAUAACAGAAUUAACGAAACAUGUGAAAAUUCAUCAGAAACUAUCAAACAAGUGGAAGGACGAGGCUCAGUCCUUAGCAAAUAAAUUCCAGAUUCGAUUUAAGGAGCUUAAAACCAAGGCCCACUCGUUGCAAAAGGAGAACGAGCAAUUAAACAAUGAAUUACUUAUGUGUCGUCAGCAGGUGGCUCACUGCAGAGCACAAAUGAUGGAGAGGUACUUCAAAAACCUGCCAAACUCACCAACAAUGUUGUCUUCCGAUAUUACAAUUUUUUUUCAAUCUAUUUCAGCUUCGAUGGUGAUUGCAGAUGACGACGUCGAGUUAGGAUUAUCACAAUUUAUAGCACAGGGUGCAGUGUACCUGUAAAUAUAAAACAAAUCUGUAUCACACCAAAGAACAAAUUAAAGAAAUUAAUUGCA